Molecule: messenger RNA, 4369 nt
Organism: Sphaeramia orbicularis (orbiculate cardinalfish)
Lineage: Eukaryota; Metazoa; Chordata; Actinopteri; Kurtiformes; Apogonidae
Gene: znf513a
Product: zinc finger protein 513a
Exons: 5
Coding region: 299-2206 (635 amino acids)
Biological process (GO): positive regulation of transcription by RNA polymerase II
Cellular component (GO): nucleus
Source: RefSeq, a predicted model, not a curated record
UUGAUGCUGCUAGCAAAGCACAGGCGAGUCAGAAAAUCAAUUAAGUUAUGAAAAAUACCAUUAAUUGCCUUUCUUUGUCACCGCAUCUCAUGAAGAAAUGGCGGAUCUCCAGACGCUGUACCUUUGAAGAAAAACACUUAGCGUCUAAUGGCGAAUAUAACGACGUAGGAAACCCUCACUAUCGACAGGAAUAUUUACGUAUUUUAGGACUACUGAGGCACAUCUUCCAAACAAAUGAGCUGAUGGUUGUGGAAGUGUGCAAGAAGACACAGCAAAAAAGAGUGAGGCUGACUGGAAGAUGCCCAGAAAAAAACAACAGAAUCCACAGCCAGUCAAGUUGGAUUCUGAAGAUGGUGUAGCAAUUGAAACUCCAGGAAACCUCAACUUAGACACAGAUUUUCUUCUAGGACAAGAGCUUGAAUUUGGUGAUCCUGAUCAUGAACACAAGAUUUUAGGCUUGGAAAAGUUUUCAGACGUCGCUGCUGAGAUUGGUUUCGCUGUGUAUCCUCUGGGUGAUGAAGAGAGCCCUGCUUACAGCCAGCUCAGCAUGGAAAGUGAAACGGAUAACUCACGUAGCACAACUGACAAUGGAAGGGAAGACGAGGGCAGAGCUGCCCAGUCGGAGCACAGUUUUCCCCCCUACCUGUCCUGCAGGGGCUGCGGCCAGCUCCGUGAUGAACCUCUGGGACCUGGCAUAGACCUUGUUGGUCCAUACUGCCUUAGGUGCUGCAAAGCCUCCAGGGAAGCCAAAAGUACAGACUUCUGCUCAGCUUUUGGAGGCAUCAGCGGUAUUCGCUCAGGUUCUCAUUCACAAAUUGAUAGUGAAGCAGUGAGAAACGGGAUGGGUGACAAAGCACUGACAGUGGAGGACAAAUCUGCCAAACUGCACUCGUGUCACCUCUGUGGCUUCUCCUCACGCUACGCCAACCAUGUGAAGCGUCACAUGAAAACACACAACGGGGAGAAGCCCUUUAACUGCCCGUUGUGCACAUAUGCCUCAGCCCAGCUGGUGAACCUGCAGAGACACCUGCGCAUACACACUGGGGAAAAACCGUACAAAUGUGACAGCUGCAGCUUUGCCUGCAGUUCCCUUGGCAACCUAAAGAGGCAUCAGCGUAUGCAUGUGCCCUCCGCGGGGGCAGGACAGGACCCUCCGCCUCGACCUGCCAGUGGGCAAACUAACCUCAAGAGGCAUGUGACAGGACAAAGGCACAAUGAGGAAGAGCCUGGUGCUUCAGCCAAGGUUUUGCAGGUGGCACGACCCACUUCAAAUCUGAGUUUAGGAGCCCAGAACAGUGACUACCUGUCAGCUUUUGAUGGGUUAAAGGGGGCAUCCCCCCCACCCAUUCCCGCCUCCAAUCCAGCUCCUGGACAUCAGCCUCCACCUUUACUGGAGAACACAAGUAGCAGCAGCAGCAGUGGCAGGUCGACCAGAGGGGGUGUAGCAGAUGGCGCUCUGCCCCCUUCACUUUUCCCUUAUACUUGCCGGUUGUGUGGUAUUGUCCUGGAGGACGAGGACGGCUCCUCAGCUCAAAUAUGUGCCAAGUGUACCCUUGAAAUGCUGACUAAAGACUCGAUGUCUUCUCCUAACAGCCCCGGUGAGCGGAGUGACAAGGUGUAUACCUGCGCAGCCUGCCCUUUCCUUACACACUACCCCAAUCACUUGGCACGGCACAUGAAAACUCACAGCGGUGAGAAACCAUACAAGUGCCCACAGUGCGACUAUGCCUCAGCGCACUUCGACAACCUCAAACGCCACCACAGAGUGCACACUGGUGAGAAACCCUACAAGUGCCAUUUGUGCGAUUAUGCCUGUGGAAACUUAGCCAACCUGAAGCGCCACCAACGGGUGCACUCAGGCGCCAAGCCCUUUCAGUGCGCUGUGUGCAGUUACAGCUGCAACCAGAGCAUGAACCUGAAGCGGCACAUGCUUCGGCACACGGGAGAGAAGCCGUAUAAAUGUCAGGAGUGCGGCUACACCACCGGGCACUGGGACAAUUACAAACGACAUCAGAAGAAACACGGCCUGGCCACAGACAACUGGGUCAAAGUUCCAAUGAGCAGUAACGAACAGGAGGAAGUAGGAAAAGGGAUGGGAGCUGCAGCCAGUGUUCAGAGUAACAGAAAAGAAGCAGGGGUCGAUAUGCAGUAUAUGCCGAGGGAAAAUCAGACAAUACACUCGUGCUACAAACUUGAGAUUGUAUAAAAUAUAACUCAACAAAACUAAGCUACCAGCAACAGUUUUUUGGUUUUUCACAGAGCCUUUAUAUUGUUUUAGUGUGUGUCAGUCUUUAGUGUUUUGUCUGAUGUCUUCAGAGGCUGCUAAUUGUUUAUUUGUAGAAUCUCGCACAAUUAUUAAAAACAUUUUAGAAUAUUUUGAUGCCUUUUGGAUUAAGAUGGACUUAUCUUCUAUUGAGAGUUUGUCAUCUACUUGUUAGUCUGUAGACAUUCUGUCUGAUUCUGUAUGUUACAUUACACUAUGCGGUCUAAGAUUUCCCUGUCUCAUUAUAACACAGAUCUGUUUCUUCAUAGUAGGAAAUGGAAAACUAUCUGCUCUUUUUACCAAAUAUUAUCAAUACAUGGGACUCAUGCACAGUUUUGCUUGAACUAUUAGAGCUGCACUGUGUGGACUUAAAAUCUCUUUUCUUUAACAAAUACUAACCGUUAUCAUGUAGAAAUGGCUUAUUUUUAUGAUGGAGACUAAAUGAAGAUGUCUUAUCUUAUUACAAUGUCAGUGCCAAGGAUUCAGGUCAGGUGUUUUUUAUGGUUUAUUUGUAGUUAAGUAGCUUUACGUGAAAGUUAAACCCUCAUAUCACAUUUAAAGGUUACAAAUAGUAAAUUAUGGUAAAAAACAAAACAAAACAACAAAGCUAAGCAGGCUUAUGUGUUAUGUUCAAUAUUUACUGUUUCUGGUUUUCUGAAGACUACACAGUGCAGCUUUAUGUGUCCUUGGAAGGGCCAGUAUCAUGCAUUCUUUGCACUAGGGCACAUGCUCUGGUAAUGGCAUGCCUUUAGAAUUCACAAACAUAUGUACUACUAGUGCUGGAGUUUUAUUCAUGAUAUACUGGUAAACUAGGUAUAACCUCUUAUAUAACCUUCUGUAUCCUGAGCUGUCCAUUUUGCCAAAGUACUCAGGAUUAUUAUGAACUAUCACGUGGAAGACUUAAAGGUUGGCAAAUAUUUAUUCUAUACUAAAAACAUGCACAACCAUUUUCCGAUGCUCUCUUCAGUCUUAAAAGCACAUUCAUACACUGUUGCAUUGGGCAGAUUUACAGAAUUGAGCUCUUUUGUGUCAAAUGAUAAAUGAGCAUGUUUUUUUCCCCACUAACUUGUACUUGCUACAUAUCAUAAACCUUUCAAUUUCUAGACUAAUUUAUUCCUUCUGGGAUUGUCUUUUGAGAGAGUCUGUGUCUGGUUACUGUUUACUGUGAAAUUAACCCAUUCAUGUUGUUUUUUUACUUGAAAAAAAGAUGACACUAUUAGUAAGCAUGUGAGUGUGAUAGUUGUUUUUGUAUGUGGCUGUGAUACACUGCUAGAACUGCAUACUUUAAUAUAUAGAGUAGUUUUAUUUUGAAUGUGUGAUAUAUCAUAGUUACCAUGGGAAAAUAUUAGGGAAUUUGUGAAAUAACUAUUAUAUGCAAGUGAGAUAUGUUUCAGGUUGCCAACAUGCCAUGUCACAAUGGAGCAUUGACCCCAUUGAUUAGUACUGACAUCCCUCAAGUGUCCAUUUUUGUCUUUAUGCAGUGUCUCAUAAAUGCCUUAAGUGAGGAUUUGGAAAUAAACAUGGAAUUCAUUUCAUUGAAUGUCAGAUGAGAAGACUUGCACUGAUUUUUCUUUCAAUCUUUGUUGCAUUUUCAUAACAGUACAUCUCUGUUCCAUGGUGAGACUUGAAUCAUUGAAUGUGAAACUGCAAAACGAAGGCUGAAAGAGGAAUACGUUGAAGGCAGUCAUAAACAGACAACAGAGAAUGACAGGAUGAUCUAAUUUCAGAUUUAUUUUAGCAUCAUGGCAAACAGACCCACCGACCUUAGCACUAAAAUCAAAGUGAAUAGUGGAAUGAGUCGAGUCAGUACAGUAUCCAUGAAAUUUGACAUUUGUGAUGCUGAUGAAAAAUACACUUCAAAGUGUAAUUUGGCACCUACGUACACAUCUAGACACCCAGGACCUGGCAGCUUUCAUGUACUUGAUAUUGGCAAUAAGAGAGAAAUGAGAAGAUCUCCCUACUAUAAAAAAUGCAGUGGAUAAAAAGCACAGCAGUGAAAGAAAAGACACAUUUUGUUUACAGUUCUGGCUAACCAGUGAGUAAAGCUGUUGGCACUGAUUUAACAUUUAGAGGCGUUAAAACACAGAUGCAGCUCUUAAAAAAAAA